Schistosoma turkestanicum is the source of this 4353-nucleotide messenger RNA. The record is from the annotation of a GenBank genome assembly. Lineage: Eukaryota; Metazoa; Platyhelminthes; Trematoda; Strigeidida; Schistosomatidae.
GUGUUUGCAAUGGCGGUGCUUUUGAAAGUGUAGAUAAUGUAGUAGUCUAGCGAAAUCGAUUGUUCUAGACACAUGGAUGGUGGAGCCAAGUGGCCGUGUGCUGUGUGUACGUAUGACAAUUGGCCUGCAGCAUUUAAGUGCACAUUAUGUGGUACACCAAGAAGCUCAACUCUUAUCGAAGAUGAGAUGCAGCGUUUGCAGUUAUCGUCGAAAAAUGCCGGAAAAAUUGACGAGUCUUGCGCUGAAGCUGUUUUUGAUUCUACACAACUAAUAAAGUGCCAGUCAUGUACUUAUCUCAAUCAACGACAAAACUUUAAGUGUGAACAGUGCUUUCAGGUUCUUUGUGAUUCACCGGUCUUAGAUACUGAAGUUUCCAAACAAGCUUCUUCAACCUGGUUAUCUUCUCCCACCAUAACAUCCUUGUCACCUUCUGGAAAAUGGACAUGUAUUGAAUGCACAUACGAGAACUGGCCCAAAAGUAAACACUGUGUAAUGUGCUUCUCAUCUCCACCACAGUCAAUAGAUUCAGAUGCUUGUGGAGACACUGAAAACAACAAUUCAACAUGUUUAUCAUCUAAUUCAUCUAGUUCAAAUGGUAGUCGGCGCCCGAAAUCAAACUUUUCAAACAAUAUUUCAUUAACUUCUCGUGAUCGUUUAUGGCUUUCAGCAUGUUUUGCUGUAGCAAACGGUGAAGUAGCACCGAUUGAGCGUUACAUACUCUCCAAUGGUAGGAUAGAACGAAAAUUGACGAAGAACGAGUGCCGCUAUUUGAAUUCUCAUAUGCAUUCAACCACCACUUGUGAUAUAUCGACAGUUUUGUCAAGUAUUGAUCAUUCUACAAAGCAAGUCGAUGACAUGAAUUGGAGUCAGCUAUCUGACAGCUGCUCCUGUUCUCACAGAACAACAACUCCGAGUUGUGAUACUGGCAUUGCUUACAGUAAUCUGGACUACACAUCAUCUCCUGGGUAUAAAUUUCGAUCUGGUUGGACAUUAGUAGAUUUAGCACUUCGGUUUUGUCGUACUGAUUUAAUCAACUUAUUUAUUGCUUUAAUUGGCUUACAAGCCACUAGUAGCGCUAUAUCUGUUGGUUUUGGAUCCAAACAUUCGACACUGCCUGUAAAUUCAUCGACUACCGCUUCGGUCAUUACUUCGUCAAAUACUACAACACUUGCAACUAACGUCACAGUUGCUGUUACAACUUCAAACGCUUCUACUCUCUUGAAUAAUAAUCUACGUAACACUACGUCGAAUCCUCCAUUUCAAGAUACUCAACAAGCGCACAGUAAAAACACUCAAGCAAAUCGUAAAUCAAGCACUCCGCUGACAGGAAAUCAAAUCCAUCCCGCACUUCAACUACUUUUGAAUCGAACACCAAGUAAUAUAAACAAGACCCAAGUCACUAGAAGUAAGUGGAUGCCGUGUCAAGCUAGCCCUCAUAUUGCUGGUGAAUUACGAGAUCUAUUAGCAAAAACGGUAAAACAUCGUAAAGGUGACUUUCCAUGUGCUUAUUUUUCUGAAUGGGGGACUUUUGCUUUGCCUUAUUCGAUUACAAAAUUUCCUGCUCCAGUAAAACAAUUACUGCUAUCAGAAUUAUGCGAUAUGCAAGCCCAAUCAGAGUUAGAAGAUGAUGCUAAAGCGAUUAAUUGGUGGUUUAUUCCUGGACAAAAACAAUCAAGUCGUCUAUUUGCUUUGUGGAAUCGAACAGCAGGUGAUUGUCUAUUAGACAGUGUUUUACAGGCUUGUUGGGGAGUAUUCGAUAGAGAGAAUUGUUUACGUCGUACACUUGCGGACAGUCUUCAGAAUUGUGAAUCAAACUUUUAUCCACGUUGGCGUGAUUAUGAAGCAUUACAAGCAGCAUGUCAUUAUAUCCUAGAUGAAGAUCAAUGUCAAAGAGAUUGGGAGAAUGUGCUAACAGCAGCAUGUCAACCACGUGAAGCCUUAGAACAAAUCCAUAUAUUCGCUUUGAGUCAUGUCCUUCGCCGACCAAUUAUUGUCUACGGUGUAAAGUACAUAAAGAAUUAUCGUGGUGAACCAAUAGGAAUAGCUAACUUUCAAGGUAUUUAUCUUCCACUUCUCUGGGAAAAGUGCUCUUGUUCUCGGAAUCCCAUUGUUUUGGGUUUUACUCGGGGUCAUUUCACUGCACUUGUACCUAUUGAACCAUGUCCGUUAUCUUCGAAUAGCGUAAAUAGUGAAUCAGCUACAGAUUCCAACCAAACAACUGGUGUCAGCUUUUCACCUUAUGCUUCUCCUCGUACAUCAUCUUCACGUAAACAUAGUCCUACACCCUCAGAUGAAACAAGUACUUAUACACUCACUUCUACUGUCCCCCUUUCAACAUCUCUUUCGGAAACACAACUAGCUUCUUCAACAGAGUCGUCGUUAGUCAGCUGUGGAACGGUCCUACCUGGUACAACGACUCAACAAAAUGCUUCUGUUUAUCUUCCCCUCGUUGACAGACAUGGCGUUAUGCUACCAAUACAUUUCACUACAGAAAAAGAGGCUAAAAUGUCUCAUACACUUCUUCAAGAAUGGUUAGAUGUUGUGUGUACAAGACGGGGACUACCACUUGCCCGAUUACGAUUACAUGCAAAGCACACUCUUGUUGAUAACAUGGUGGAAGAAUGGUUAGAUUCCUAUCGUUCAUUAGCAAAAUUAUCUACUAAUAGUAAUGCUGUUAAUAGUCCUGCUGUUGCUACAGCAGUUACUCCACCCAACAUCAAUACCGUUACAACUACUAUUUCUCCUAUUCCUGAUUCUACAACAAUUCAACAUACUCAUCUUGUCAGUGAACAUUUAUCUUCGUCAUCAUCAAAUUCCAUAUCAUCUGAUACAGAUCAAGUUGAAUAUAUUUCAAAAUCAACUACAUCAUCGUUAACUUCAGAUGCACUACGUAGUUCUAGUCCCUAAUCUUACUGUUUACGUGCAAGUGGACUCUGUCAAUCAAUUAUCUGUUUUGUUUGAUAUAUAUUGUGGCUGUGAUACCAUUGUAUUCCUUUGGUCUCUGUUAAAGUUAUUCAUUUCUUCACUCUGUUCCACACUCCUCCUUAUAGAGUUCUCUAAGGAUAUAUUCUCUCUCGUGGAUCUAUUUCUUUUCUAUUUCAGUGUAUUUUUGUUCAUUGGCUGUUACAAUUUAGCUGAUACAUUUACAACACCUAUCCUUGAAUUAUUACAUACACUAUAAAUUUUUUCAUUUUUUUUUCCUAAUCCGCUCAAGUCUCAAUAUCUUAAAAAGAGUAAAACAACAAUUGUGCUCACAUGUAUGAGUAAAGCAUUUUUAAUUACGAAAGAUUAGAGAUGAAACCCUUCUUCCUUUGCUAAAUGAUGUGUGAGUGUUUAAAUACUCGUUUUUUAUUUAUCAUUUUUGUUUAGCGCACGCAUAUCUGAGUGUGGUGUUUUGGAAAUUUUCAUCUUACUUAGAAUAUAUUAUUAUUGUUAUAAGUAUUAACAUCAUUACUAUUUUCUAACAUUCACUAAUAAUCUUCCCUUCUUCCUGUUUGUUCCUAGCAUUAUUAUCCCAGUUUUUUAUGAAUUACUUUGUCAUUUUAUUGUAACCAGGUACAGCAGUCUUAUAGAUUUGUGUUGCUCUUAAUUGAAUUAAAGCUACUUUACUUUUGGGAACCAUGAAGCCUUUCUAUUGGCCAUCUUUUCAUCCUGAUAGCUCAUGUAAUGAAGAACACAUACGGAUGCAUAGACAAAAAUAUAUACUGCCAUUAUUUUUAUUAGUUACGCACAUAUUCGAAAUUUCGCGCAAACUGCUAUUCUUACCAUAUUUGAGAUUAUCGUUUUAUUGGUUGAUUGAACAUGAGAGAUAAAUACCAAACUAUAAUUCUUCUUGUACUUAAUUUUUCCUUGCACACAGAUUCCAAGUAAAUCUCUUGAUCGUAGAUAUCCUAUUACGAAUGGUAUUCUAUUUUCAUUAGUGUGUACGCUAUGUAUAGAUAAACCUUUGAAUGUUAUGUAAUGUUUGUUGUUAUAUUUGGUGGGUAUUAUAAUAUCUGGAAGAGUCUUUACAAUGCUGCUUUCUUUGUCACAGGCAUAUAACCAUUACAUGCAGAUUAAUAUGAUCUACAAAUCUCAAGAAUUAUCGGAAGACCAUAACUAAUGUAUGAUUGAAAAUACAAAUAUUUAUAUUCAUUUAACGAAAGUAAGAGUGGGAUCUAUUAGCCGAAAAAUCGAAACAUAGGAGCUUGUUUUUUCUGAAUUUUUCGAGGGUUUAGUCACAGAAUUUUAUGAUUUUUACGAUCGCGAUGACCUGUCUGAAGCUUGUUAUUUCAUUUCUUUAUUUUUGUAUUUGGUCACAAAUGAAUUUCAACGAAUAAAAUUCAGUUUGUUUUUAAUGUUUCACCUCUGAAA